UGGCUGAGUGGCCAGGCUGCUGAUGGGAGCCACCGAGCGAUGGCCGCAAGCUCCUGCCGCUGGGACGGAGGCUGCCAUGGAAAUCCUCCUCAUCAUUCGCUUCUGCUGUAACUGCACCUAUGCUCUGCUCUACAAGCCCAUUGACCGUGUCACCAGGAGCACCCUGGUCCUCCAUGACCUGCUGAAGCACACGCCUGUGGACCAUCCAGACUACCCGCUGCUCCAGGAUGCCCUCCGCAUCUCCCAGAACUUCCUGUCCAGCAUCAAUGAGGACAUUGACCCCCGCCGGACUGCGGUCACCACUCCUAAGGGGGAGACGCGGCAGCUGGUGAAGGACGGCUUCCUGGUGGAAGUGUCAGAGAGCUCCCGGAAGCUGCGGCACGUCUUCCUCUUUACAGAUGUCCUACUGUGUGCCAAGCUCAAGAAGACAUCCGCAGGGAAGCACCAGCAAUAUGACUGCAAAUGGUACAUCCCCCUGGCCGACCUAGUGUUUCCAUCCCCCGAAGAGUCUGAGGCCAGCCCCCAGGUGCAUCCCUUCCCAGACCACGAGCUGGAGGACAUGAAAAUGAAGAUCUCUGCCCUCAAGAGUGAAAUCCAGAAGGAGAAAGCCAACAAAGGACAGAGCCGGGCCAUCGAGCGCCUGAAGAAGAAGAUGUUUGAGAAUGAGUUCCUGCUGCUGCUUAACUCCCCAACGAUCCCGUUUCGGAUCCACAAUCGUAAUGGAAAGAGCUACCUGUUCCUACUGUCCUCAGACUACGAGAGGUCAGAGUGGAGAGAAGCCAUUCAGAAGCUACAGAAGAAGGAUCUCCAGGCCUUUGUCCUGAGCUCCGUGGAGCUCCAGGUGCUUACGGGAUCCUGUUUCAAACUUAGGACUGUACACAACAUUCCCGUCACCAGCAAUAAAGACGACGAUGAGUCUCCCGGACUUUAUGGCUUCCUCCAUGUCAUCGUCCACUCUGCCAAAGGGUUCAAGCAGUCAGCCAACCUGUACUGUACCCUGGAGGUGGAUUCCUUUGGCUAUUUCGUCAGCAAAGCCAAAACCAGGGUGUUCCGGGACACGACAGAGCCCAAGUGGGAUGAGGAGUUUGAGAUUGAGCUGGAGGGCUCCCAGUCCCUGAGGAUCCUGUGUUACGAAAAGUGCUAUGACAAGACCAAGGUCAACAAGGACAACAACGAGAUCGUGGACAAGAUCAUGGGCAAAGGGCAGAUCCAGUUGGAUCCCCAGACUGUGGAGACCAAGAACUGGCACACAGAUGUGAUUGAGAUGAACGGGAUCAAAGUGGAAUUCUCCAUGAAGUUCACCAGCCGGGAUAUGAGCCUGAAGAGGACCCCGUCGAAAAAGCAGACUGGUGUCUUUGGCGUGAAGAUCAGCGUAGUGACUAAGCGGGAGCGCUCCAAGGUACCCUACAUCGUGCGGCAGUGUGUGGAGGAGGUGGAGAAGCGGGGCAUCGAGGAAGUUGGCAUCUACCGGAUAUCAGGGGUGGCCACGGACAUCCAGGCACUGAAGGCCGCCUUUGAUGCCAAUAACAAGGACAUCCUGCUGAUGCUGAGUGACAUGGACAUCAAUGCCAUUGCUGGCACCCUGAAGCUCUACUUCCGGGAGCUGCCCGAACCCCUCCUCACAGACCGACUCUACCCAGCCUUCAUGGAGGGCAUCGCCCUGUCAGACCCUGCUGCCAAGGAAAACUGCAUGAUGCACUUACUCCGCACCCUGCCCGACCCCAACCUCAUCACCUUCCUCUUCCUGCUGGAACACUUGAAAAGGGUUGCUGAGAAGGAACCCAUCAACAAAAUGUCCCUUCACAACCUGGCUACUGUGUUUGGCCCCACGUUACUGAGACCCUCGGAAGUGGAGAGCAAAGCACACCUCACGUCGGCCGCAGACAUCUGGUCCCAUGAUGUCAUGGCACAGGUCCAGGUCCUCCUCUACUACCUGCAGCACCCCCCCAUUUCCUUCGCAGAACUGAAGCGGAACACACUGUACUUCUCCACCGACGUGUAGCCCAAGGUGGGAGCCGCUGCAGGGGGGUGCGGCCCAGGCCAACCUCUCUGGCCAGGGGACCCAACACAGACUUGAAAGACUCCAAUAGAAAACUCCCACACCCAGCACUCUAGACUCCAAGGGACGCAGAUUUCCAAGAACUGGAAUACUUGCAUCUUCCAUGCCACCUUGUACAAAGCCAGCUGCCCCAGCCCCCAGCCUCACCGCCGCGCGCCCCGGGCCCUGCCCCACCACCUGGAGCCCUGGGCUCUGCCCUCUGUCCCUCUAGUUGUGUCUCCUGCCCCGAGCCAUUGGGGGAUUGUUUCCUGUCUAUUUGUCAUGCAGAAACGGUAGUGACGGACCCAGUAUGGGCAUACGGACUGCCUGCUUUGUUCUUUCAUUUCCUCCAGCACUUUCUUCUCCUCCCCCCACCCCCGCCACCAGUCCAGUCCAAGGGUUUUUAUUUUGCGCUGUGUAACUCCGGCCAGCUUAUCCUCUCCUGGCCCUGCUCCCAGAUUGCAGUCUCCGGGCAGCAUCCCCUUGGUUUGCCUCCACCUUCCCCUUCCUCCCGGCCUGCCCACAUGCAUGUGCAGCCUUGGUUUUCACUCCAUCACUCUGAAACUUGAGGCGGCCCUGGGCAGUGGUGGCAGCAGUGGUCCAUCCAAGGCUGUGCUUGCUGCCUCCCCUCCUGGGCUUCCCCACACCCCCCAACCCCGUCCUCCGCCUGUGGAAGCACACCUGCUUGGCCUUGCUGCCUGUGCAAAUGUUGGACAGGGAGACAGCCGCACACGAGUCCUCAGCUUAGCACAGAGCUAGAGAGCCGAUCUCUGCAAUUUUCACCUGACAGUCUCCAUUUCUGGGGUUUAUCUGUUCGAUCUCCCGCCUCCUAGUGAGGCAUCUUUGACUGUUUCUUCUGCUUUUCAGUUCCUUCUCCCCUGGUGUUCUAUUUCCUUUGAGUGGCAAGACUUACAAGUGACCUGAUAUCAAGAGAGCCAGAGGGUCAGGAAUCAGGGGAGGCAGGAGAGUCGGGCCACUGAGCAAACGGGACAGGUGGAACAUUCCGGGGAGUGCCACGGAGCACUGGGGGCCCGGAUUUGGGGGGAAGCGGCUCUCAGCAGCAAAACAUUAUAGUGGCUUUGUUAGGGGAGCCAGGUCUCUUGGAUGGCAGCGAAUAUGGCUGAAGCAGGUGUCCAGAAACAGGCAGGCUCCGUCUAGGAGGCAGUCCUUCCUGGCGCCUCGCCUACCCUGCGGUGCCUUUGCCUUAGACUGUACAGUCCUCCGCAGCCACGCACUGCCACAGGGCGGCCCCCACGGCCAUGUGUGCUCUGGGGCCUGGCAGAGACCGGUGCCGUCCCCAGUAGCCAGCCCCCAUGGUGCUGCCUCCCCACCCGCAGCUUCCAGAUGCGGCCUUUGGGGGAGCUCUAGGAAACUCCAGACGUUGGGGAGUCAUAGGCACCUGCCUCUCUUAGGGGCUGGGUUUUGCUAGGGACGUUCAUUGUCUACACUCUGCUCUGGAGUAGAGGAUCGGCAGGUUCUAGUCCCAGUGCUGAGCCCCACUUCUCCGUACCGGAAUGGAAUGAGAAGGAUCCUCCCAGUGCAGUUUCCUCCCAUCUGAGCAGUAGCUGCCAGCACAGGGCAGUUGGCCCGGGAGAACAAACACUCCCGGAUGAUGGGGGCUUGGGCACAUGGCUUUCUGGCUCUCCUAGGUGGCAGAGAGCAGACUCUAGGGCCUCAGAAUUGGAGAACAGCUCCUUUAGCUUGUGCUCAGAGCUAUGUUUUAAAGAAUGGUUUGCUGGCCCUGAAGCCAUAGCAUUGGCUCAUGAGACACGGGGUCCUUUCUUGUGUUUACACCUGUGGCCCAGUCUUGGGCAGAACGGUACACAUUCUGUGCACAUCAGAGGAAAGAAAUGCCUAAGAGGAGGGAAACGAUCCUGAUCACACAGCUGCCUGUGAGCGGCUUAGCAAGGAGCCCCGUGCCCUGGGACAGGAGGUGGAGAAAGAACACCACUUGGGUCAAACAUCCCAGCAUGUGAUCCUCCCUGGAGUCUGUGCCCAGCACUCAGGAGUUGGUGUGUGGCAUCUUGCUUCCAGAGCCAUUGAUGGGAGUGACCUGAAGGCCCAGCUACAGCUAGUUAUAGCCCCAAACGGGUGCCUCCCACCUCCCCCAAAUGAGGGGCUUGCUUCUUGGAAUUAGGUAGCUACCGCAGCCCCCAAGCUUGCUUAGGGAGGAAGGCUGGAGGGGCUGAGAAAUGCAAAAGGCUCAGAAUAUUUAUAAAUUCCACCCCCAGGGUGGGGAAGGGCAGGUACCAAACAAGGACUAAGCUGCACCAAGGAAGGAGCCCAUCCAUGGGUUCUCCCAAGAGUCAGGGACUGUGCAGCCCAGCACCCCUGGCCCCUGUGCCCAACAGGGCAGGCUGUGCCAACAGGAGCCCAGCAGACAGGCCACAGGAGUGCCGGGAUGCCUGUCCCUGCUGGCAAUGGCUGUGGGCUGCCAGUUUUUGCUGAUACAGGUAGGAUGGGAACCUUUAUUAAUAUGAGUUUAAUAAGUUGGUAAGGAUAUAUUUUUUUUGUCUAUGUUCUGUUUCAAUUUAUGUAGAUUAUUAUAAAUUGAUGUAAACCACGUGAGAGGAAAAUGUUAAUAAAAAAAAAAAAUGCAAAGCCCCAACAUUUGCACACAACUCA
Messenger RNA from Lontra canadensis (Northern American river otter), 4663 nucleotides. It is a transcript of the gene ABR, whose product is annotated as ABR activator of RhoGEF and GTPase. Lineage: Eukaryota; Metazoa; Chordata; Mammalia; Carnivora; Mustelidae. Gene Ontology annotation, cellular component: membrane. Gene Ontology annotation, biological process: signal transduction; positive regulation of GTPase activity. The coding region runs from base 23 to 2002 and encodes 659 amino acids. The transcript is spliced from 18 exons. The record is from RefSeq and is a predicted model, not a curated record. Gene Ontology annotation, molecular function: GTPase activator activity; guanyl-nucleotide exchange factor activity.